AUGGCUUCCUCCAACAUAUUCCAAAUCUCAUUCUCCCUUAUUUUCUUAACAUUCUUCUUCAUCCUGUUACUCAACAAAGUGAACUCAAUAGAAUUCACUUCCUUUGCCAUAAUAGAGUUUUCCCAAGAUCAAAACAAUCUAAUCUUCCAAGGUGAUGCUUAUAUUAGCUCAUCAAACAAGUUACAACUCAACAAGGCAAAAAGUAGCUCAGUUGGUAGAGCACUGUACUCUGAACCUAUCCACAUUUGGGAUAGCAAAACAGGUUUAGUAGCUCACUUUGAUACAUCCUUCAAUUUCAUCAUAACUGCACCUGACUCCGGCAAUGUUGCAGACGGUUUUACUUUCUUUCUUGCACCAGUAGAUACUCAACCUCAAGAUGGUGGAGGAUUUCUAGGGCUUUUUAAUGACAAAUAUUACAACAGAUCACUUCAAACUGUUGCUGUUGAGUUUGACACAUAUUAUAAUUCUGAUUGGGAUCCAAGAGAUCGACAUAUCGGAAUCGAUGUAAACUGUGUUAGGUCUACAAAAACUAAGCCAUGGGUUUUCAGGGAUGGUGGAGAGGGUAUUGUUCUGAUAAAAUUUGAUGCUUCUACUAAUGUGUUAAGUGUUACUUUAUUUACUGAGGAUGGUAUUUAUACACUCAGUGAUGUUGUGAAUGUGAAGGACGUUCUUCCUGAGUGGGUAAGGGUUGGAUUCUCAGCUGCCACUGGACGUGAUUUUUCAGUUCAUGAUAUUCUUUCAUGGAGAUUUUCUUCUAUUUUAAACCACCAACCAAGCUCCAUGCAAGCUGCUGCUGCAUAGUUUUCUCAAUCUAUAAGAAAACUAAAUAAUAAGAAUAUUCUGGAAAUAAUAAUGAUCGUUAUCAUGUGUUUAUUAAUUUCGUUAAAAAAAAAAUCAUGUGUUUCUUAUGUAUUAUGUCAUUGUAUGUUUUUAUCUCUCAACUGCUUAUACAUCUCUUUAGGUGAAUA
Molecule: messenger RNA, 968 nt
Organism: Medicago truncatula (barrel medic)
Lineage: Eukaryota; Viridiplantae; Streptophyta; Magnoliopsida; Fabales; Fabaceae
Product: lectin beta-1 and beta-2 chains
Exons: 1
Coding region: 1-801 (266 amino acids)
Molecular function (GO): carbohydrate binding
Source: RefSeq, a predicted model, not a curated record